This is a messenger RNA of Botrytis cinerea B05.10, 1177 nucleotides long. RefSeq lists its product as hypothetical. The coding region runs from base 549 to 1061 and encodes 170 amino acids. Lineage: Eukaryota; Fungi; Ascomycota; Leotiomycetes; Helotiales; Sclerotiniaceae. The transcript has 2 exons. The record is from RefSeq and is a predicted model, not a curated record.
GUAUCUCUCAAUCUCUCAAGCUUCAAUUCAAGUGUGGUUUUUUCCAGCGCAAAAGUUCUUGGGUGCACGCUAGUAGUACUGACGACGGAUAUGGAUGUACCUCAACACGGUGAAGCUGCAAGUUGGUACGAGCAAGCCAUCGAGAUGUCGAAGCUUCUCUGAAUAUUCGAACGAGGUUGCGCAUCCAAGCAAGAAAAGCCACCUUUGGCCCCCGCAGCAAGCCCUACUACAGGGCUGCAUAAUGUGACGCCAAUGUCAGAAUAUCCGUUGCACCCAGCAAUACCGUUCACCGAUCAAGAUAAGCAUCGCUAACCACAUAGAACUCAUCUCAACCCUAUUGUAGCCCCUGCGUGCUCAAUAGUUGAGGGCUUUGGCCCCCAAUGGAAAACACGAUAUAUCGGUGUACAGAGGAGCUCUGAUUUUCUUCUUGGAUGAUGUAUGGAGAUGACGAAGACGGCGUUUUCCCCCCUCUUCUUCGCAAGUACAUCAAUGGCCAGCCUUAUUAGUAUAGGCUCAUCUCGUCUCACGCCGUUUGCGGAUUCAGGUGAAUGGUGUACCAGAUGAUCUCUUUAUAUAUUCAUCUCUUUUAUCCUAUGAUUUUGGUUGGGAGGCAAGAUUGGAAAGUUUUCGCGAAUGUGAGCAUGAUAUCGACGUUGUCUCUUAAUAUGUCUACACAAACUCAAGCGCAACAUUGUAGGGAGUACAUGCAGCCUAUCCUCAUCAAUAUCCAGGAAACAUCAGCUCUUCCGAAACACAUAGUCAAACUAGUCAAAAACAAGCCGAAAACGAGUGAAGAGAGUGGUUCUGGAGUCAAUGGACAGAGAAUAAGCCAAGAGCCUUUUCAAGGCAUGAGCUACAUAUUGAGCAGCUCAAUUACUCUACGCGCAGGAUGCUUUAUCGUGUUACUGGCCCUCUACGAUUGUUACUUGCUUUUAAUCGCCCUGAUUGUCAGACAUUUUGCAAAAGAGCCCAGCAAAACUGCCUUUGAUAUUUCACGCCGGCCUCCUUUUCGUCCCGGAACAGGCUCUAGUCGCCGUGAACAUCCAUUCGGUGUUGGAUGAUUUCUUGAGUGGCCAGGAGGUCAACGCCCUCUUAAUUCGACAUGGCCAUGGUCCGGAGUGAAACUUUCAAUCUUGGUACUGUGGGGUGUGUGCUGGAUGUUUUAUAUGCGAAUGCA